Phyllostomus discolor (pale spear-nosed bat) is the source of this 1644-nucleotide messenger RNA. RefSeq names its product phosphatidylserine synthase 2 (gene PTDSS2). Gene Ontology annotation, molecular function: L-serine-phosphatidylethanolamine phosphatidyltransferase activity. Lineage: Eukaryota; Metazoa; Chordata; Mammalia; Chiroptera; Phyllostomidae. The coding region runs from base 139 to 1560 and encodes 473 amino acids. The transcript has 12 exons. Gene Ontology annotation, biological process: phosphatidylserine biosynthetic process. The record is from RefSeq and is a predicted model, not a curated record.
CCCACAAUGCAUCGCCCCCUUUCCUAGCCGCCCCCAGCCCCUGUUCUCUGGAGACCCCGCCGGCGAGCCGCGCGCCAGCGGUGACCCGUUGUGCGUGAGGUUAAGGCGCGGGGCGGAGAGGCUCGGGGCCGCGGCACCAUGCGGCGGGGAGAGCGCAGGGGCGCUGGGGGGCAGCGGCCCGGGUCCCCGGUACCCGCGGGCAAGGCCUCGCUGGAGGAGCCGCCGGACGGUGCGCCCGUGGGCCGCCGCAGCACCGAGUCCGAGGUCUACGACGACGGCACCAACACCUUCUUCUGGCGCGCGCACACCCUGACCGUGCUCUUCAUCCUCACCUGCGUGCUCGGCUACGUGACGCUGCUGGAGGAGACGCCUCAGGACACGGCCUACAACACCAAGAGAGGUAUUGUGGCCAGUAUUUUGGUUUUCUUAUGUUUUGGAGUCACACAAGCUAAAGACGGGCCAUUUUCCAGACCUCAUCCAGCGUACUGGAGGUUCUGGCUGUGCGUCAGCGUGGUCUACGAGCUCUUCCUCAUCUUCAUCCUCUUCCAGACCGUCCAGGAUGGCCGCCAGUUCCUGAAGUACGUGGACCCGAGGCUGGGGGUCCCCCUGCCGGAGAGGGACUACGGGGGGAACUGCCUCAUCUACGACGCGGACAACGAGACGGACCCCUUCCACAACAUCUGGGACAAGCUGGAUGGCUUCGUGCCCGCGCACUUCAUCGGCUGGUACCUGAAGACCCUGAUGAUCCGGGACUGGUGGGCGUGCACGGUGGUGAGCGUCAUGUUCGAGUUCCUGGAGUACAGCCUGGAGCACCAGCUGCCCAACUUCAGCGAGUGCUGGUGGGACCACUGGAUCAUGGACGUGCUGGUCUGCAACGGGCUGGGCAUCUACUGCGGCAUGAAGACCCUCGAGUGGCUGUCCCUGAAGACCUAUAAGUGGCAGGGCCUCUGGAACAUCCCCACCUACAAGGGCAAGAUGAAGAGGAUCGCUUUCCAGUUCACGCCCUACAGCUGGGUCCGCUUCGAGUGGAAGCCGGCCUCCAGCCUGCGCCGCUGGCUGGCCGUGUGCGGCAUCAUCCUGGUGUUUCUGUUGGCAGAGCUGAACACGUUCUACCUGAAGUUCGUGCUGUGGCUGCCGCCCGAGCACUCCCUGGUCCUGCUGCGGCUGGUGUUCCUCGUGAACGUGGGCGGCGUGGCCAUGCGGGAGGUCUACGACUUCAUGGACGACCCGAAGCCGCACAAGAAGCUGGGCCAGCAGGCCUGGCUGGUGGCCGCCAUCACGGCCACGGAGCUGCUCGUCGUUGUCAAGUACGACCCCCACACGCUCACGCUGUCCCUGCCCUUCUCCAUCGCCCAGUGCUGGACGCUCGGCUCCGUGCUCGUGCUCACCUGGACCGUCUGGCGCUUCUUCCUGCGGGACAUCACCCUGCGGUACAAGGAGACCCGGCGGCAGAAGCAGCAGGGCAGCGGUGGCGACCAGGGCACGGCCAUGGACAGCAAGGACGGGUGCCCGCCUGGGCCCUCGGAGGCCACAAGGGCAGCGGCGCCGGCUCUGCACUGACCUGCCCGCCACCGGGGGCCAGCCCUGCUGUGCGCCCCCUCUGGUUCCCGCCAGGAGCCUCCACAGGGGGCGCCCGUCCUGGCU